Messenger RNA from Aricia agestis (brown argus), 1140 nucleotides. It is a transcript of the gene EndoG, whose product is annotated as endonuclease G, mitochondrial. Bases 107 to 1018 code for a protein of 303 amino acids. The transcript has 6 exons. Gene Ontology annotation, molecular function: single-stranded DNA endonuclease activity; metal ion binding; nucleic acid binding. Gene Ontology annotation, biological process: apoptotic DNA fragmentation. Lineage: Eukaryota; Metazoa; Arthropoda; Insecta; Lepidoptera; Lycaenidae. The record is from RefSeq and is a predicted model, not a curated record. Gene Ontology annotation, cellular component: nucleus; mitochondrial inner membrane.
GUACGGUACCGAUUUUUUUUUAGAAAAAAUAAAAAUUCUAACCUGUUCAAAGCAAAUAGGUAUUUAACUUUAUUUGUUUUAAAUAUAACUGAGGCGCAAAUAAUCAAUGAUUUCGAAGAAGAUAAUUCAAAUAGCUCAACUAAGUGGUGUUGGACUAGCUGGAUAUUAUGUAGGAAUAAAAAAUAACCAUGAAGAGACAGCCAAAACUAUACAGGUUAUGCCUGGUUUGCCGAUAUUUGGGACAGUGUCUGCAGCAGCCCCCUUUUCAGAUGGCAGUACAUUUGUAACAGCUAAAGAUAGAGUAUCACAAAUUAUGAAAUACGGAUUCCCUGGCUUGGAUCAUGUGCGCUCGUAUGAUGACUUUGUCUUGUCUUAUGACCGAAGAACUCGAGUACCCCAUUGGGUAUUCGAACACAUUACCAAAGAUCAUGUAAAGAAAAAUGACGAAAUUGAUAGAAGCAAGUGUGACUUUGCAGCUGAUGAAAGCAUACAUCCCUUUUUCAGGUCACAGAAUAGUGACUACAAGGGGUCUGGCUUUGACCGAGGUCAUAUGGCUGCUGCAGGAAAUCAUCGUCUGGCCCAGAAGGAUGUGGCACAGACGUUCUACCUCACUAACAUAGCACCACAAGUUGGAGAAGGUUUUAACAGACAUGCAUGGAAUCGUUUAGAGAAGCAUGUAAGAAAAUUGACCAAAGUAUAUGACCAUGUUUUCUGCUGUACCGGACCUCUAUAUUUGCCAAGGAAAGAAUCUGAUGGAAAAUCUUAUGUGAAGUACCAAGUGAUAGGAGCUAACACAGUUGCAGUGCCAACUCACUUCUUUAAAGUAGUGGUUGGAGAAGCCCCUGAUGGUUCGUUGCACAUGGAGUCUUAUGUAAUGCCAAACCAAAAGAUACCUGACGAAACACCUGUUGCUAACUUUAUGGUGCCUCCAGAGACAGUAGAAAAGGCAGCUGGACUUCUUUUCUUUGACAAAAUACAUAGAAGCAAACUAAGUUCAAUCAAUGGAAGGAAGGUGUAAAAUUUUGUGCAAUUAGAAAAUAGUUAUUUGUAAAUAAGAAUAACAUAAUCAAUGUAUAUUUUAUGGAUAUAAUAAUAAUUCCUAUGUUAUAUUAUGCUGUGAAUUUUAAGACAAUGUCAUGU